This is a messenger RNA of Tachysurus fulvidraco (yellow catfish), 791 nucleotides long. RefSeq names its product ring finger protein 224 (gene rnf224). The transcript is spliced from 2 exons. The record is from RefSeq and is a predicted model, not a curated record. Lineage: Eukaryota; Metazoa; Chordata; Actinopteri; Siluriformes; Bagridae. The coding region runs from base 22 to 513 and encodes 163 amino acids.
GUAAGCUGUUCCUUCAGCAGGAUGAUGGAGGACGUGGUCGCCGUUGCAGACACCACGGCUGAGGACGAUAAGGUCGCAGCAGCCCAGUCGUCUAGAGACAGUCGUAAGCUGGACUGUAUUAUCUGUUACAGCGCCUACAACCUGGUCGAGAGACUUCCUCGGAAGCUCUACUGCGGCCAUACGUUCUGUCAGGACUGUCUGAGACGACUGGAUACGGUCAUCAACGAGCAGUUGUGGAUUCCUUGUCCUCAGUGCCGUCAGAACACUCCUGUACCUCGAGGAGGUGCCGUGGGAUUGGAUCUGGACCUGGCGGCGUUUUUGGGUGUCAAAGCUGAAGUGGAGAACCAGAGAAGCAGCCCACAGAAAGUUCCUCUGGAGACCAAGUUGUCGUUUGUUAAGCAGCCGAUCACAGAUCAGCCUCCAUCUGCGUGGCCCAACACGGCGCUAAGUGAGCCUCGCUUCCACACCAGCCCCUGCUGUAGACACUGCCGCUUCUGCUGCUGGUGGUGUUAGAACCACAUCAGAACAUGUGCGCACACGUGUGCAACUGCAAGAACGGCAUCUUGAAGAAGGGUAAUUGUGUGUAAAAGUGUUAAGAAAACACCAGGACAAAAAGAAAAAUUGACUCAGACUGGAUUUAAUAGUACAUUUUUUGAAAAGGAGUGGGGAAAAAAAAAACACGUGAAGGUGAGUUUAGUGACGACGUACGACGACACGGGAUAUUAAAUGUAUUUAAAUGAUUUAUUGUGUUUUAAAUUUAAAGUUAUUUAUUUUUUAAAUCCGUAUUUUGA